UCAAGUAUUACCUGUGCAUACUGUCUAGUGCAAGUAAAGUGGCGAUUUAGCAUGUGACGCCCAUUCUAUAUAUACAACCCAAACCUCCUGUCCAUUUCCAUCAACUCACCCCAUUUUUCUCGUGUUUACCUUCAGAACAUGGCCAAUCUCAGUCUUCCCUCAUCACUGCUCCUCCUCUUCGUCCUUUGCAUUUCAGGCACGGCGGAAUCUGCCUUUGUCAGACGCUCCCAUGCACGGGCCUACAUCGAGGCCUCAUGUCGGUCCACCCGCUAUCCAGCUUUGUGCAUCAAGUACCUCUCUGGUUUUGCAAACUCAACUAUUCAAAAUCCACAACAGUUGGCCCAAGCUGCCUUAUUGGCGAGCUUGUAUAGGGCGCGGUACACAAGAUCAUACAUGUUAAAGGUGACAACAGAACUGAAAGCAACGAAAGCUAAGGAGUACCAAGCGGUAAAAGAUUGCUUAGACCAAAUAGAUGAUAGCGUGCAGCAACUUAGCCAGUCGAUUAGAGAGCUACGUCGCUUUGGAGGCCAUGAAGAAUCUGAGAAUAGCGAAGACGUGUUUUGGCACAUAAGUAAUGUCGAGUCAUGGACGAGCGCCGCUCUGACGGAUGCUAGCAAUUGCGCUGAACAGUUUCGAGGGAGAAAAAUGAACAAAUUAAAAGCCACGAUUAAGGGCAAAGUUUUGAAUGUGGCACAGGCCACCAGCAAUGCAUUAGCUUUGUUUCACCGGUAUGCGUCUAGGUAUAGAACAACUGCCACUGCCAAUAAUAAGGCAUAAGGUUAGUGCAUGAUUGGAAUCUGCAUAUGGAAAGAUCGUCUGUUAUUGUGCGUCAAAUGCGUCCAGUUUAGAGUUCUAAUAUGUUGUAAUAUAAAUAUGAUCAUGAUGUUUUAUAUAUUCAAUACUAAUUAACCUUAAGAUUAGUCGUGGA
Molecule: messenger RNA, 928 nt
Organism: Manihot esculenta (cassava)
Lineage: Eukaryota; Viridiplantae; Streptophyta; Magnoliopsida; Malpighiales; Euphorbiaceae
Product: pectinesterase inhibitor 9
Exons: 1
Coding region: 139-777 (212 amino acids)
Biological process (GO): negative regulation of catalytic activity
Molecular function (GO): enzyme inhibitor activity
Source: RefSeq, a predicted model, not a curated record